Messenger RNA from Scheffersomyces coipomensis, 1581 nucleotides. RefSeq lists its product as uncharacterized. The record is from RefSeq and is a predicted model, not a curated record. The coding region runs from base 1 to 1581 and encodes 526 amino acids. Lineage: Eukaryota; Fungi; Ascomycota; Pichiomycetes; Serinales; Debaryomycetaceae. The transcript has a single exon.
AUGGAUUUUGAAAUGAGGCAAUCAUCGUCUCCUCCAAGAAACUAUCACAACAAUAGCUAUACUAAUAAUAAUAAUCACAUAUCAUUGAAUACUCCCAUAAAAAAGAUUAAUCAAUUAAGUUUAAAUUCCCCCUUCCAAUCCCCUUCAUCUCCUAUAUUAAAUUCAUCUCCUGUUUAUCCUACUUUAAAUGAUAUCAUAGUUAAAUCAACUCCGAUAGAUUUCAAUACCAAUAAUCAUAAUGUUAGUUCAAUCAUGACUAAUAAAGGAUAUUCUCAAAAACUUACUAAUAACGUGUUGAUGGAAUUGAAUAAUCGAGCUAAUCAAUUAUCAUCUUCAAUGAUGCUUAAAUCUCCUCCUACUACAUCUUCUAAUACUAUAAAAAAUUCAGCUAAACUUAAUUCAAAUCGGAAAAAGAGAUAUAGUGGAAUUCAUCGGGGAUUGUAUAAUGGUAUGGAAUCUAUAUCGAGUCAUUAUUCAGUAAAGACUAAUACGGUUAAUGAAGAUGGUGAUGUAAAUAUUGUCCAUAAUAUCGAUAAUAAUGUAUCUCCGGAAAAGCAGAUCGGAAUGGUUGAUGGAGAUCAAGAAGCUAGUGUGAAAAGAAGAAGAACAUUAAAUGGUCCUGAUGAAGUGUUAAGAUAUAUACCUACAUUUCAAUUGUCACCUGAAUCAUCCAAUCAAUCAGAUCAAUUACCAAAAGAAAAACUAAUACAUAAACCAAAUUUAACCAUGACAUCUUCCACUAUACCAACCUUACACAAUACAACUAAAGAUAACAAUAAUACUGAUAAUAAAAGUAGUCCAUUACGAAAGAUUUCUCCAUCUAAGAAAUUCAUGAAUUUAAAUGCAUUAUUAACUGGAGAUGAAGAACCAAGUGAAGUUGAUAUGUUGAAUGGUUCACCUAAUAAAGAUAAAUUUUUAAAACCAUUUCCACCUAGUAAUAAAUUACGACCAAGUUCAUUACAAAUGGCAGGGGUUGGUAAUGUUUCAAGUCAAACUUUACAUAAGAAGAGUUCGAUACCUCAAUUACAAAAGAAAGCAUCAAAUUCAAGUAUUAAUAGUAAUGUUACAUUAACUAAGAAACCAUCAAUUCCUCAAUUACAAAGAAAAUCAUCAAUCCCACAAUUACAAAAGAAACCUUCCAUUCCACAAUUACAACAUAAACCUUCUAUUCCACAAUUGCAUAAUAAACCAUCCAUACCAACUUUACAACAUAAACCAUCCAUACCUACUUUACAAAGGAAAUCUUCUAUACCACAAUUACAACCUGCAGCACAUAUAACAUCUCAUAAUGAUUCACGAAUGACAUCUCCAAGUCGAAGUUAUUCAAAUCGAUCAAUAUCAUCAGUGUCAACCACCACUACAACUCAUGAUAAAAUCUUAUCGAAAUCUAGCAAAAUUAAUGAACCAUCACAUUAUAAAAUUAAUCCAAAUCUGAAAGUAACGAUUCCCCAACCAUUUUCAUUAUAUAAUAAACCAACUAUAUCAUCAUCGCAAAAAUCCUUACCUGAUAAUAAAACUAAUAUUAAUUCAUCACAAAAGUCCCUAAGUAAAUUUGCUCGAUUUAAACAACAAUUUCAUUAA